This is a messenger RNA of Lodderomyces orthopsilosis Co 90-125, 822 nucleotides long. RefSeq names its product SNAP receptor. The transcript has a single exon. NCBI's taxonomy places the organism in Eukaryota, Fungi, Ascomycota, Pichiomycetes, Serinales, Debaryomycetaceae. Gene Ontology annotation, biological process: retrograde vesicle-mediated transport, Golgi to endoplasmic reticulum. Bases 1 to 822 code for a protein of 273 amino acids. Gene Ontology annotation, molecular function: SNAP receptor activity. The record is from RefSeq and is a predicted model, not a curated record. Gene Ontology annotation, cellular component: SNARE complex; endoplasmic reticulum.
AUGACAUCCAUAAAAACUAUUGAAAACAUAAUCAAUGUAUGCGAGUCAGAGAUUGAUCGACUUAACCUACCGGACUUGUUCACCCUCAAUACAUUUUCUUUCUCAGAUGCCACGUCAAAACAACAAAUAUCACCAUCACCCUACAUUGCUCAAUAUAGAUUACAAUUACUAAAAACAUCAUUAUUACAACAAUUAUCCUCGAUAGAUCAGUUCAAGAACAAUAAGCUGUAUCGAGAGGUCAAACUGAGGAUAGAAAAGCUACUAGUGGACGUGAUUGAUGAAAAAUUGUACGUUGUUGAUCAAUUGAUUGAAUGGUUUAAUAUUGAGAAUACCCCACGAAGUGAAUCCACUACAGAGAAUACUAACAAUGAAUCAAUUAACAACGCUGCUGCUUUAUCUACAGGGCCUGAAGAUGAGAACUUGACAGAACUACGUAACCGACUCUUAUCAAACUCCAAAUCGAAACUUGAUCUUGAAUCAACAUCAGUUAAUGACGUCGACAAGCUCAACACAUACCACGAAUCAAUCCAAGAUGAUAUUCUCAAUGAACUAUCACAACUUACAUCUACGUUAAAAACUAGUGCAAUGUCUCUCAGUUCCAAGAUCUUGGGUGAUGAUUUAUCAAUACUUGAUGAAACUCAUGAAAAUAUAAUCCGAAAUUCAAACUUGUUUAAAGUAAUUGAUCGAAAUUUGAAUAGUUAUUUGGAAAGUAAAACUGGUGGUAGAAUAAGUUUAUGGUUUUUGUUGAAAUGUCUUGUUGGUGUAAUUGGAGUGUUUUUAUUGAUGAUAAUCUUUGUCGCUGUUGUUCCGAGAAUAAGGUAA